Annulohypoxylon maeteangense is the source of this 951-nucleotide messenger RNA. RefSeq lists its product as uncharacterized. Lineage: Eukaryota; Fungi; Ascomycota; Sordariomycetes; Xylariales; Hypoxylaceae. The transcript has a single exon. The record is from RefSeq and is a predicted model, not a curated record. The coding region runs from base 1 to 951 and encodes 316 amino acids.
AUGGGUAGGUCGAAUAAAGACAGGCUCAUUCGAGAGCCAAGGACUCUUCGUCAUCAACAGGCAAGACAUCUCCAUGGCGGACCACCCAUGUAUCCCCAACCGCAGUCCCCUCACGUGGCCACGUACAGCCUGAACGGAGCAAAUUACUUUCCACAUCCAUGUAGCUACCGAGGUAAAAGCUCAGAUAGUCGGUACGGGAAUUCCGACGGUAGUGGUCUAGGGUCACGAUCAAAGCCAUCCUCCAAGUUAGAGGGAGAGGGAAAUUCCACCUCUCCUGUCUCCAAGACAUCGAACUCUAGAACCAAUGAAAGCAUCGGCGCAGAGUUGAAAGUCUCGCUUGCAGCGAAACAUUUAGCGGAUCAGAUCAGCGAGAGCAAGAAGUAUUGGGUCAAAUUUCAGAAGAAUUUCGAAGAAGAGGUGGCUGGCAUCAGGUAUUAUGUCGGUGAUGAUAUCCUUCAACAAAUAUGGCAAAAGAGAAUCGAGUACAAUAGCAAGUACAAGAAUGGGGAGACCAAAGACGACGAAGAGUUCAGCAUUCAACGGAUGAAAUUGGAAACAUGUCUAGACCAAGUAGACCAGGCUGCGAAGGCAUUUACUCGAUCCCGACAGACAAAUGAUCGCUCCAAUCAUGAUCCUCGACAUCUUGCUCUGGACAAGAUUCAUGGAGUUGGGGCGCUCGUUCUUAAAUUGGCCACGAAGUCUGCAUUGAACAGUGCGUCAUGCGUAGAUCUAGUGACGGAAGCAUCUAACCUCGAGAAGCUCGUGAAUUUGAAAAGUCCGGAUGCUCAAGUGUUGCACCAAUUCGACAAGCGAAAAGCCAAGGGCGCUGUGUCCGGUCACGGAAAUGAAAGUGCAAACUCGAAUGAUCCAACAUCUCGAGAAGCGGUGGAAUUGCUCAACCAGGAAAUAAUGAUCGAGACAGAGAGUAAAGAAGGAGGAGCUUGGUGCUAA